Messenger RNA from Myotis brandtii (Brandt's bat), 321 nucleotides. RefSeq names its product 60S ribosomal protein L27a. NCBI's taxonomy places the organism in Eukaryota, Metazoa, Chordata, Mammalia, Chiroptera, Vespertilionidae. Gene Ontology annotation, cellular component: cytosolic large ribosomal subunit. Gene Ontology annotation, molecular function: structural constituent of ribosome. The transcript has a single exon. The record is from RefSeq and is a predicted model, not a curated record. Bases 1 to 321 code for a protein of 106 amino acids.
AUGAACGUCGGCAAAUAUCACCCAGGCUACUUUGGGAAAGCUGGUGGGAGGCAUCACCACUUAAAGAGGAAACAGAGCUUCGGCCCAACUGUCAAUCCUGAUAAACUGUGCACCCUGGUCAGUGAGCAGACACCGGGAAAUGCUGCCAAAAGCAAGACUGGAGCUGCUCCUUUCAUGGAUGCGGUGCAAUUGUGCUACUACAAAGUUCUGGGGAAGGGAAAGCUCCCAAGGCAGCCUGUCAUUGUGAAAGCCAAGUUCUUCGGAAGAAGAGCAGAGGAGAAGAUUAAGGGUGUAGGUGGGGCCUGUGUGCUGGGAGCUUGA